This is a messenger RNA of Caenorhabditis sp. 36 PRJEB53466, 2757 nucleotides long. NCBI's taxonomy places the organism in Eukaryota, Metazoa, Nematoda, Chromadorea, Rhabditida, Rhabditidae. The record is from the annotation of a GenBank genome assembly.
AUGGACAUUGCCGACACGGGAAUUGUUAACUCAUUCGUAAAAUUAGUGAGUUGGUUAACUCUUUUAAUAAUUAUCAUCAUUUUUAACAUUUUUAGACAAACUUCUUCGCAGCAAAUCUCAAAUACUCUUCAAUUAAUUCACUUGAAGAACUAUGGGCCAAACAUGGAGAAAUGAUUGCACGGAUGAUGUAAGUUUCAUUUUUUUGUCUUUUUAUUUACAGUUUGAAUUUUCAGGCAAUGUGAAACACUGGAAUUCAAAUCCAGUGACAUCUUCUACGAAGUACUGUACAGAAAGAUCCGACUGGUCAACGGAGAAAUGGCGGCGGCGUUGGAUCCAGAGAAGGCGGCAGGCGCUGACCUUUUCGAAAUCUGCAAGUUCUACGCGCUUUACCUUGAAUACCUUCGAAAAGAUCAUUCGACGACACUGACAGAGGUUCUCGAGAAGAUCCCCUCCGAGAGCAAUUUCAACAGCAACUUCAUCCUGGGAAUGUUUGCGUACUUCGACAGGCUCUAUUCCGACGAUUCUGCAGACAACUGGUGGUUUUGUCUCAGACCUCAGGAGAGCACGGACAUGUUCGAAGUGGCCAGUACUCCGAGAAGAAACCUCUUCGACCAAAGCGCAUUCGCCACUCCAACUGCCACCGCGAGACGUCUUCGCACCGCCACGUCGAGCUCCCGUCGCAGUCCGAUAGCGGAAGCAGUUGACUCUCCCACGAUGAAGUUCUUGCGCAGCGAACGGGAGCUGAAACAGGCAAAAAAGAAGAUCAGUGAUCUACAGCAGACACUUGACGAAGUUGAUGCGGAGCGGAAUGAGAUCGUUGAGAAAAACAUCGACUUGAAAAAACAGUGAGUGAGAUCGUAUUUUGAAAGUGGCAAUCGUAUAUUCAGAGUUACUGAACUGAAAGGAAGUGCUGCGGGCAACAGGGACACUGCUCAGAACGCCUCGAACGAAGCGGAGAAGCUUCGACUCGCGCUGGAGACGAAGAAAAGCGAAGCGGAUGCUCUCAGUCAGCAACUCGAGGAGAGCCGCGCUGUGAUCAGAACCAUGAACCGUCAACUUGAGGAAUUGGAAGUCGAAAAGGACAGAUUGACUGCAAAACUGCAAACCGUCACACAAGAUCGAGACACGUGCAUGAAGCAGAUGAGAGACAUUCGAAAUGCGAACGAACAGGAGUUCGGCAGCUGGAGAAAGAGGGAAGAGGAUAUGAACAGUCAACUGCGUGAAUCGAUCGUUGCGAACGGAGAACUGGUGGAAAGGCUUGGCGCUCUUGAGGAACUGAAAGCGGGUCUCACUUCGGAGAACGAACGACUGAACCGAGCUUUCGAGGAUCUGAGCAUCGUCUCCUCUAGGAGCAUGCAAGAUGCCGACAACGCGAAGACUCUGUUGAAGGAAUCCAGAGAGAAACACCAGGAGACCGUUCAGAGAAUGUGCGACGAGCAAGCGGAGAGAAUGAAGAUGGCGGAUGCGACGAUCGAGCGAUUGCAAUCGGAGCUGAACGAGGAGCGCAACGACAAGAGAAGUCUGCAGGAGCUUCUAAACGAGCUGAACGAGCAAGUUCUGAAAGACGACAAAGCGAGUCACGAGCAAAGCGAAGGGUUCCUCAGUAUCCGAGCUUGCCUAGAAGCAUCGAAGCGUCAGAUCGAGCAGCUGAAAUUGGAAGUGGCCAGCAAAGAAGCCACCAACGCCAUCGACAAGGAACAGAAGAAGCGCAUGGCUGAUUUCUUGAAGACGGAGGCGGAGAUACGCGAAAAGUCUGCAAAGCAGCAUGCGGAUUGCUUGGCCCUUCUGGAACACAAGCUGAAGUCUUCUGAAUCUGAGGUGGUUUCGCUAACGCAUUCCAACAAAAUCGUCGAAGAAAAGUAUUCGGGAGAACUGGCAGAAAUGCAGGUUUGAUAACAACAGGGUGACUCAGCCAACAUCGCGAUUUGCAGAAGCAGAUCGAACAGAAGGACGAGGCCAUCAAGAGGCUCACCGAGGAGUACGAAAAGUUCAAAAAAGCCGACAAUGACGGGCAAAACGAGAAUCGUUUUUUGACGGAAAGAAUAAGUUCGAUCAUAUUCUGUGAUUUCCAAUACGAGAGAAGUUACAGAAUUACUGGAAGAGAAUGCCACUGGUAGGUUCAACAACUCAAAGUCGUCGUGCGAUAGUCUCAUCGACAUUCUUGCGAAGGAAAACACCGAGUAUACGGAGGAAGAAAUGUUCAAACAGGUGGCCGCAACUCCGAGAAAAUCAGUCGCGUUCCAUGUCGAUAUGGAGAAUGACACGACUAUCAAAGAGAAACCGUUGGGAUUCCGAACUGAGAUGGUGGGGGAGUUGUCGGCGUUGCUUUUAAUAGAUUUCAGAACAAUACGAGACAGUAUUUCAGAACAAUGCGAGACAGUCUAUAAGUUCCAUCAACGACGAAUCGUUCGAACGGAGCUCGUUGACGCGUUCUUCUCUUCGCUCAGACACAUUCACGCUCGCUUCGGCUCAUUCUUCGUCAGGAUUCAAAAUGCCAUACACUCCAUCGGGAACUUCGAAAGACCGAGUCGGAGUGCUCACUGCCCGCAACGAGAAAGUGAAGCCUCAUCUCCAGUCAUCCUACGUAACCGAAAUGAUGGACGUGAGCUCGCCGUCCGCCGACGAGGAAAACGUCAGAAAAGGCGGCACUAUGAAGGUGAGUUGGCAGUAGAAAUACAGACCUUUCAUUUCUAAUUUCAGCCGAAAAAGUCGCGAAGAGAGUCCCUUGUUUCUCUGAUGUUAUUCAAGAAAAAAUAA